Messenger RNA from Hippocampus comes (tiger tail seahorse), 1843 nucleotides. Its product is annotated as TATA-box-binding protein-like. Lineage: Eukaryota; Metazoa; Chordata; Actinopteri; Syngnathiformes; Syngnathidae. Bases 28 to 1020 code for a protein of 330 amino acids. The transcript has 6 exons. Gene Ontology annotation, molecular function: DNA binding. The record is from RefSeq and is a predicted model, not a curated record. Gene Ontology annotation, biological process: DNA-templated transcription initiation.
ACAAUGCGACUCAUGACGUCAUAAACAAUGUCCGAUUCGUCAACGUCAUGUCUCUGUGUGUCGUCAGGACCCCUUUGUUACGGUCCACUUUAUUCCGUGCUGCGUGGGAGCUGCUGUGAGUCAACGCCGCCGUGCUUGGACGCUACUUUGCUCUCAUUUCCCCGCACAGAGUCCCACGAUCUAAAAGUCCCCCUUCUCCACCCACCCCCACAAAGUUCUUUGACGAUGUUCGUGGCGGUGGAAAGCCGGCAGCUGUCGGAGAACGACCGCAGACUUUUAGCCAUGCAGGCCCUGUGCAGGACCCCCGACCCGGUGGCCUCCUUCCUCCCGGUGCUGGUGGACUCUCAGCCUCCGCUGCCGCCGCCGCCUCCUCCUCCUCCCGGCCCGGGCUCGCUUCCUCACGCCUCCUUCUCCUCUUCCUCCUCCUCCGGGUCCUCCUCAUCAUCUUCCGCGCGCAGGCCCGCCGCCCGCUGGAGCGCCAAGCCCCGAACCGGCCCGCAGAUUCAGAACGUGACGUCUUCGGUGAAGCUGGGUUGCGAUCUGGACCUGGAGUUCAUCGCUCGGAACUCGUGGAACGUGCAGCACCUGUCAACGGUCUUCAAGUCGCUUGUCAUGAAGAUCCGCAAGCCCCAGACCACGGCCAGGAUCUUCCAGUCCGGAAUCCUUUUCUGCACGGGAGCCAAGAGCGAGGACGAGUCUCGGGUGGCCGCCAGGAAGUUUGCCUUCAAAAUCCUGAAGCUGGGCUACCCGGUGCGCUUCCUGGACUUCAAGGUGCUCAACAUCGGCGGCACCUGCAAAACGUUCCCCAUCAACCUGGAGGAUCUCUUCUUGGCCCACCAGGACCACUGCAGUUACGAACCGGAGCUGUUUCCUGCUCUGCAGUACAACUUUCGUCCCGGCAUGACGGCGUCCAUCUUUUCCUCUGGCUCCAUCUCACUGGUCGGGGCUAAAACGGAAGAUGAAUUCUACCGAGCAUUUUGCACCCUGGAUGCCAUCCUGAUCAACUUCAGGAGGACGUGAAGUCGACCCCGCUUGCGACGGUCACGUUGUGGGUGUGAGCAUGCAGCAUUAGCCACGCCACCGUCGCUUACGCCGCCACCGAAAUAAAUCCAUAUUAUACAGCAUUACAUCAUUAUAUCCUGAUCCCACUCGUAGCAUGACUAGUCUCGCCAACUUUGCUGUCGUCGCGUCAACAGUUUAAGCUGGAGCAAACUUUGAUUGACCAAAGUGUCGCUUUGAUGCUAAUGUGUUUUAUUUUUAGCUCGAAUGAUCAUCAACAAGUACAAGUUGCGUUGUGCUCGUUGACAAGCACUUGCUGUCUUCAUGUAAAGAUGUCAUAAAAAGUGACUGGAAAACAAAACAAGAGAAAGUGUCGUUUGUGAAAUCACCAGCAGAUGUCACCCGAGUUCAACAAAAAAAUGACGCUUCAAUCGUUGAAUGACUUUGCAUAGUGCAUAAAAUAAUGCGUGUACAGCUAAAAAAAAGCUCAAGCCAUAUGCUAUGUACAUUUAUCGAUUAAAUCCGCUCAAAUACCAUUCUAAAAAUGCUGAAACAUUUACAGUAAUUGGAAAAAAAAGGCACAUUUGAAUUCCCGACUCCUGAAUCACUACAUCGUGAUUUUCUCUGGCGAUUUGUUGGAACUAUCUCGGACCAACUAUCCAAAAAUCUCGACAGCGUGCAUCCAACUUCAGAUGAGGUGAUUCCUGACCUCCCCGCGGAUCAAAAGCGAGACGGGGGCCGCCCACUGACCCGUUCUACCCCCUCCCCCAUUCCUCUCCAUCUUCUCCUGCUGCACAAGCAGAGCCUGUUGAGGAUUUAAACGUGAACAAGGGAGGGGGGGGAG